Spirodela intermedia is the source of this 4255-nucleotide messenger RNA. NCBI's taxonomy places the organism in Eukaryota, Viridiplantae, Streptophyta, Magnoliopsida, Alismatales, Araceae. The record is from the annotation of a GenBank genome assembly.
AUGAAGUUAUUUUCUCUCACUCUCUCAUGCUCUUAUGGCUCCUUUGCUCGUGAUGGCUGUGCCCUAGCCCAAGGUGGGAGAAUCUCCAAUAAUAGGAUGCAUCUCAAUAUAUAUUCAUCUUUUAUCAUUUAAGAGCCCAAAAAAUACAUCUUCACUCAAAAGGAUGUGACCUAGGUUGAAAUUUUUCUCUCAACAAUUCAAACUCAAAAGUUAACAAAUGCAAGCAGUUGAAAGUUUCUUUUGAAACUUCUUACCUAUCUUUUCUGACCUUCAACAAGCAAUCAUUCUUUCAUGUGGGAAGAAUAUUACUCACAUGCCUUUUAGUUCAUGUGGGAAGAAUAUUACUCAUAGGCAGCACACAUGAGAACAAAGGCAUAGCACAACAUAACAUACAAGUAUGAUACCAGAUAAGUAGAUAACAUCAAUGUUCUCCUAUCAAAGACAUUACUAGAAUUCAUUGCUCAAAGAUGAAAUGUAAAAUGAAUUUGGAACCUUACAUUUUUCAGAACUUUUGUGUCUUAAAUGCAUAUUACGAAGUCAUACAAUUCAGACUCUAUUCCUCACUGAAAUCAAACAAGGCUGCAUCCAACAUGAAAAAGAAUGCAGAUGUGAGAAGUACAUACAAACAUUUAGUUGAAACAAAUAAGCUGGUCAUCAGGUCAAAUGAAGAGAAAUAAUCGCAGAACUCUGAUUUAAUACAGACAUAAAUAAAGCAAAAAGAAAAAUCAUCAAAUAGGUACCUUUCAUGUCACCAUUCUAGAGAGUUUGUUAUUCCAAGGACCCUAAUAUGAUAAGAAAUUCAUCUAGGGUAAAAAAUCAUAAAUUGUCUGCUUCAAUGGUUACUAAUCUAAAUCACAGACUAGCUGAUGUACUAGUGAUGUGUUAUCUCUGAAUAUGGCAUAAAAAAAGAAUGAAUCUAGCAUUAAUAAUGACGAUUUGAAAAAAUAAUAAUAAUAAUAAAUUUUACCUUUUUACUAUAGGACGUGCCCAUGUAAUCGAUUCCAUUCAGCCAAUGGCUAUGUAGACCAAAAAGAACCAUUUCAGCCCUUGAGAAAAAGUGGUGCCCAACAUCAAUACCUGUCCAUAGUACAUAAUACAGAAUGUAACCAUAUAUAGAAAAAUAUUAAUGCAGGUUAUUUCAAUAGAGGUAUUCUGGAAACAGAUGGAUUGUCUCUCCCAUACAGGUAUUAGUGGAACAUGAGAGCAUAGUGGAAGUUGGUAGUAGACUAGCACUGGCCAGUUGUAGCCAGCAAUUAUCAGUGGUGAUUCCAAGAGAUUUUUUUUCCCUUCAUCUGCUUUUCAGUUCAUUCUUACUUUGCCUAUCCAAGUAGGAUUCAAUCAGCUCUUCCAUAAAAUUGGCCAAUCUAUAUAGUUUGGAAACGGCUUAAAAUACUUUCCCUCCACAAAAUAUAUUAACAAAUCUUGUGUACCUUGUCCACUUAUAGUCCAGUUCCCAUUAUGAUCUUAACAGCAAAAGAAGAUAAGCGGUGACAAUUGUCAUUAGCCAGUGGCAUGUGGCAAUAUGGGAGCAGUGUACAGCACCAUAGGAAAGAUGUUUUCUGUUCUCCUUUCUUCUACCGUCUCUAUUAACUAUAGCCCAGUUCCUCUUCAUCAAUUAUUUUAAAUGCAUUCCAUUUCCUCCUCUUUAUCUUCCAUUGAACAUAGCCCACAAAAUGUUUGGACGUUCUUUCUUUUAUUCAACGUUUCUGAAUAUCUUUGAAAAAUGAGAGGCUAUUUGUUUAAGUUUCAACGCUUUUAUUUGUAUUAUCCCUCUUACUAAAUAAUUGUAUCAUUUUCAAUUCAUUGAGUUCAAGAUGACCAGAACCAUUUUAAAUUUGGAUCAUCAUCUUAGACACACUCGAUAAUAAUUCUAUCAUUUUUACAAAGCACUAGCUUCCAUUAAGCCUUCUUAAGUGAUACCUCAAAAACAUGCAUUUAAUGUGAGCAUUAAGAUUACCUUAAGCAUCAUUACUACUUUUUAGAAUUUAGAUUCCCCAUAUUUUUUGCAUUUUCGGCAUUAAUAAGACUUUUGAAGAAGUUUUUUAAAUUUCCAUGAAAUGCCUAGCAAGCAUUGAAUGUGUUCUCAUUCUCUUACUAUUUUAUACAUUAUCUAUAUAAUUUUAAACCGAAUAUUCAUUAUUUUUCGUCUUUUAUAUAAACUUUAUCAUGUUAGGAUUAAUUUUAGAAAAAGAUAUUUAUUCUGAAAAUUUCAAAUUAUUUGUAUUAUUUCCACUACUCAUAAUACUUUGAACUGUCAAGAACACUUCAAAAGAAAUAAAUAAAUAGUUUAAUUUUACUUCAAAGAAGAAAUAAACGAAGAUGACACCUAACCUUGAGGUGGAUUUCAGUUAGUUGAAGAACACAGUCCCACUCCUCUUCCUCUUCUCUCUCUCUCUCUCUCUCUCUCUCUCUCUCUCUCUCUCUCUCUCUCCCCUCCCCACCUUCUUCUUCUUAUUAUUCUUUCAUAUACUGUCCCUUUAUUAAAUAAUCAAACUAAGGUCAUUUCAAAACUAGUUGAUCUACGUUCCGAAACGCACAUCUGAACACUGUGUGCUCCUAAUCUUCUUCAUCUCCAGUCGGUAAUAUCCAUGCUGGAGCAACUUGAGCUUUUCUGAGAGUACGUGGAAAGGCUGAAAACCAUAGCCGGUGAGACUAAAGCCUUAGCAAUUGUCUCAGAGAGUCUAAACGUCCUUUGCGUAGGUGCCGACGACAUAUGCAACACAUACUUCACCACUCCUUAUAGGUGAACCCUCUACGACGUCCCCUCCUACGUGAGCCUUCUCGUCUCCUUGGCCGUGGCCUUCAUUCGGGUGAAAAAACACAUCAUAAUGAAUCCCUUCCAUGAACAUGGUAAAUUGCAACAAGCUGGGCCAUUAAUGAAGUAUAGGGAUUAGUGCAUGUGCCAUUAAUAUGGUGUCCUUUGCCUGUGGUCAAUGCGAGUCCGUCGGUCAAGGUCCAUGAAGUAUGUGACUGAUACUCUAUCUCAUCAUUAAAUAGAAGUGAUGUUUACUCUCUAUUCAUGAUUUCCAAAUCCAAAGAGGUAGAGGGAGAGAGAGAGAGAGAGGAUGGAACUCAAGAAUGGAAGACUGUGUUGACGCGGGUGGAGAGUUAAUUAGGCAAUAUUUUCAAUUUAUGUUCAAUGUUCACGAUUGGGAUUGAACAAGGCUGGGGAAGUGAAAUACAGUAUGUACGGAAAGACAGUACGAAAUUCAUUGAGAAGGGAGAGUAAGAAUAGCAAAGAGAAUGGAUAGAGACAGAUAGGAGAGUUAUAAAGGUAAACGGAGAGAGAGAGGAAGAAAUGUAGACAUAGAGAGGGGUGGAUAGAGUGGUGGAGAGAGUGCGAGAGAGAGGUUGAGAAUAGACAAGAAAAGAGGGAAAAGAAUGGUCAACCAAAGGGGGAAAAUGCUGAAUGAACUGACAUGGAACUUUCAAAUAAGCGUUGCAGUGGCCAUCCACCUGACAACUAGCUAUGAAUUCACUGUGCCCUGUAGAUAUAUAGCUUGGAAGGCAUAUCUUCUACUUUUUCCUCAUAUUUCUCUCUCCCUCCCUCCCUCUCUUUUUCUAUGGUUUCCCUCAGGAAUUAGCUAAUCUAGGUGCAAGACGAAUUGCUUUUGUGGGCCUUCCUCUAAUAGGAUGCUAGCCAGUCCAAAGGACUCUCUGCGGAGGUGUGAAUAGAAAUUGUGAUCCAUCACUCAACCAUGCAGCCUCAUUAUUCAACUCCAAGAUGAGCAAGGAGCUUCAGAGGAUCUCAAACCAGCACCACGGAAGAAGGAUAGCCAUCUUCGGCAUCUAUUCCAUGGUACUUGAUAUGAUUCAAGAUCCAUCGUAUUAUGGUAAUCUGCAUCUCUUUCCUCUCUUUGUAUCUCUAUCCAUUCUCCCUCUGUCCUUUUAUAUCUCUCUCUUCCAACAAUACCUCUAUAUUUGCGUGUUUCAAAGUAUGUUUCUAGUUAGUUCUCUAUUUUACUGUGUAUCCAUUCACUUGCAUGUUUUUAUCUUUCUAUCAUUUACUCAUCAGCAGACAAGUCAUUUGUCAAUAAGACAAGACUCUAAUGUCCGUAUAAAAUAUGGCGUAGGUUUUGAUGUGGCAACCAAGGGCUGCUGCGGGACUGGAGCAUUGGAAGUGUCUGUGCUGUGUACUAACGCGACAUCAGUAACAUGCGAGGAUGACGACAGAUACGUGUUUUGGGACAGCUUCCACCCAACGGAGAGGACUUAUGACAUCAUCACGGCUGCAAUUGUUGAAAAAAUGUUUUAG